Molecule: messenger RNA, 3711 nt
Organism: Ictalurus furcatus (blue catfish)
Lineage: Eukaryota; Metazoa; Chordata; Actinopteri; Siluriformes; Ictaluridae
Gene: ajm1
Product: apical junction component 1 homolog
Exons: 3
Coding region: 475-3711 (1078 amino acids)
Biological process (GO): cell-cell junction organization
Cellular component (GO): plasma membrane; apical junction complex
Source: RefSeq, a predicted model, not a curated record
ACUGAGAAGAGAGGCAGUAACACGACCUAUGCAGUGCAAAGCAUACUAGGCCUGAAGAACGACAUGAUUGAAAUACAACUUCCACGAAAUUUGCGUCAUUGUGGUGCACCUGGAAAAAGGAUAAUUAUACUUACGGCGGUUGGAUUACACCGAAUCGAGCAUCUAUGGCGAGAUGCCUGGCUCAGCAUAACUCAGCUGUACUAUGAAGUUCUUCAUAUCCUUGAAGAGGAUGGCUUGUUGGAUUUGUCAAUUUCUCUCCACAAGUUUCGUGCAUAUUAUGUGUUUCUUUCAUGACUAGAACAUUAUCUUCACAUCUUUACUGAAGGCUGGGACAAUCUUCCCUUACGAUCUGAAGGUGGCCUUACCCCUAACUAGCUGUGGAUACUGGGACACAUCCAGAAUUCAGACACUGAAGAGGAUUUUCAGGAUAUAUUCACCUGAAAAUGAUUUGAUGGAGAAAACUAAUUGACUAAGAUGACACUCACAGAUCCACCAAACAUACUGGAAUCUGCUGUGUAUCAAACUGCUAAACUGAAUUCCAUCUCUAUUCACAUCAAGCUCUACUCUUCCUGUAAACAAUGUGAUUCCACACGUAUCAGUGCACUGGAGGAUCCCUGGAACAACCCAAAAAAGCACAGUUGUAUGUUUGAUACUGCAUCUCUACACAAGCCCAAAUAUACCACAAUUGAAAUGGAGUACCCAUGUACAAGGGUGGACAGAUUUGUAGCCAACCCAGAUGCUGCCUGGAAUGUGCUAGCACAACAUAAAAUGCACAAAUUGCACCGUUUUUCAUCCCCAGAUCUUUAUAACAUGCAAGUAACCCCUCAAAUUGUGACUGCUGAAAUAGCUGGUGAGGUUGCACUUAGGAGAAGAACAAGAUCAAGAAGUGCUUCACGAGUCCAGACCAACUUCAUUCCUUUAAUAACUGAUGGUUCCCCUCCUGUGGUAAGAAGGAAUCAUGAUUUUCAAAGGUCUCCAAAACACUCUCAGUGGAAGCCAGAGAUGUCUACCAGAGAGUCCUUCUAUGGACCAAGUUGUACUGUUAUUAAUGAGGUACAUCCCAUUAAACUGCAGCCACAGAGGACUGAUAGCAUUAGGCACUCUCCUACUUAUAUGCCUGAAAGUUUGGAUGAGGGAAGGACUUUUAAACUUGCCAGUAGUCCUCAUGUAAGAUGUCGAGUUGACAUUAAGCCUGAUGAGUUAGCUUUAUGCCAACAUGGUCAAAAGUCAUCCAUUUCAAGGGUGGACAUACCAUCACAGAGGUAUAGCAGUAGUGGCAGUCAGAGUCUUACAGUACCUCCCCAUGUCUCCACCUCCAGAACACCAACUCCCACUGAAUAUUUCAAAGGUGAAUACACACCUACCUAUCAGUAUUCCCAAAGUAUGCCAACCAGUUACAUGCUGCCAUUAAAAACCCCACCACAAAGAAUACCUUCUCAAUUGGAGAUGAAACAAUAUGGAAGGGAGAGAAGAGCUAAGUCAAACCCCAGUGUGCCAGUUAAAUUCUCCAAUGUAGACAAUUUGGGAAAGUAUGAAUCUUCACCCCCAAAAAGAACUUACUAUCUAGAUGAAUAUUUUACCAUUCCUAGCCAAAGCUACUCUCCUAAAGUACAUUAUUUCCAAGAUAAAAAAACUCAUGUGGUUCAUACUAUACCUGACAGGCCGUAUUUCACAGAAGGAGAAAUUUAUCAUACUGAGCCAGAGCAGUACAUAAUACAGACACCCCCUACACGAACCUUAAUUGGGGAUGACCCUAGGACACAUCAGGUUCAAACAGUUCCCCCUAAGAUUUUCUAUGUAGGUGAUCCCUAUGUACCUCCACUGGAAACUUACAUUCCAGCCCAAGUAUACUACACAGAGGACAGGCGUCAUGCACACAUGGUUCAGCCAAAAUCACAUGAUUUGUAUGGCUCAGAUGUGUCUGGCUAUUCCACACCCUAUCCUUCAUACACAUCUCAAGUUAAACUAGCAAAAGUUAGACAAGAGUCCAUGCUUACCCCUUGGUAUAGUAACCUGUGUAUGGAGCCAACAAGAGCAGUAACUGACCCAAGGUCUCACUCAAGGUCUUGGGACAAUAUCCUCAAUACUCAUGUAGCACAGGAACAACCUGUGUCUCAUGGGAAAAGUGAUGAGAAUCUCCUAUGUCAAAGGAAACAAACUUUGUCAAUAAAUAACAGACCAAAACCUGUGGUUGUUAAUCUUUCAAGUUCACCUAGACGUUAUGCAGCUUUAUCCUUGUCUGAUAAUUCCUUGAUUGACAAAAGCCCAGUUGACACUAAGGGAAGCUCAAGCAAACAUUGGUAUGUCACUCCUGAAAUCACUAUUACAGACAAUGAUAUCAAACCUUGCAAGGGCUAUAAGGCAGAGGCACGCUCAUCCAGUUGGGAUGUGCUUGAUUCUAAAAGAGCUCCAGGUGAUGAGCUCCAUGCCUCUUACCAUGAGACAAUUCCCUUUCCAACUAAAGAUAAAACAAAUCACAGCACUUCACUCCAACAAAGCUUAGAACAACUUGACAAGCUUUUAGCUGACCUGGUCAUUGAUUAUAAACCACCCACUAGUAUACAGGCCAGUGAAGACUUGAUGGAUCAACUCAAGAAGCUUAUUGAUGAAGAGGCAUUAUCAUCAGGAAGAAAGAAUUCAAAGGCAGUAUAUGAGAGUAGCAUGUCCCUUGACAAACCAUCAACAUCCAUAACAAUAGAUCCUCAGAACAAAAGAGACACUGAGGGGAGAUGUGAUGGUCUGCAAAAUAGUAAGGAGUGCUCCCCUGACCAGAGUCCAGAUGAGGAUGAGACAAUGAUGUGUUCUAACAAUAAAUGCCGUCGGACAGAGACAAUGUUUAAUGCUUGCCUCUACUUUAAAUCCUGCCACAGCUGUUACACAUAUUACUGCUCUCGCAACUGUCGCAGGGAAGACUGGGCUAUUCACAAGGAGAGCUGUCUGUAUGGAAGAAUUGGCAGUAUAUGUCGCCACAUUAUUAAAUAUUGUAGAGAAACUGCAGAGGUCCACAAAGCUUUCUCACGUAUAGCCAAAGUGGGAUACCUAUCCAGAGGAAGAGGUGUGCUGUUUUUGAGCUUUUCAAACCCUGGAUCAUCAACAAACUUCCUUCAGUAUGGACUAGAAAGCCUCCUAAUGUCUCCAACAUAUCUGUCCAUACGUGAACUAGAUAGUUACAUGGAUAACCUUGGAGAUUAUUGUAAGGAGCUCCAGGAAGCAGGUAAGGAAUAUGACCCCAAUGAAUGUUUUCUGUUGAAUGUAUCCAUUGCUGUUGGUGAUCAAGUGCCUGAGAGAUCACCACCAAGGGUAAAAGCCCCAACAGUUAGGAAGUAUGCCAAGGUUGCUUUAGCCUCUUACAGCCCAGAAAGGAAUGUCCAUGAGAAAGAACAUGAAAUGGAGACUUUGAUUCUCACUCCACCACCAGGAACAGCUGACAUCGACAAGGAAGGUGAAGAAGGGAGAAAAGCUAGAGAGAUUUGUUUCAUCAACAUUCAGCGGGAGCUAAGAAUUCGUGGGGUGUUCCUCCGCCAUGAGUAUCCCCACGUGUAUCAGAAACUCUGUGAGUUUGUGGAGAGCAACAGAAGGUUUACUCCUACCAGUAUUUAUCCUAUUGACAAGAGAACUGGCAAGCAGUUCAUGUGCAUGAUAAUGGCAGCCUCUGAGCCACGGACUUUGGAUUGGGUUGCCACCCCACAUCUUCUAGAUGAUAUUAUUUAA